Lasiodiplodia theobromae is the source of this 1800-nucleotide messenger RNA. Its product is annotated as Tubulin-specific chaperone e. The transcript is spliced from 3 exons. NCBI's taxonomy places the organism in Eukaryota, Fungi, Ascomycota, Dothideomycetes, Botryosphaeriales, Botryosphaeriaceae. The record is from RefSeq and is a predicted model, not a curated record. The coding region runs from base 1 to 1800 and encodes 599 amino acids.
AUGGCUGCUGCUUUCCACCCUGGCAAGCGACUGUCCUUCAAUGGCGAUCUCUGCACCGUGCGCUAUGUCGGCCAGGUGCAAGGCACCAAGGGCGAAUGGCUGGGUGUCGAAUGGGACGACCCGACGCGUGGGAAGCACGAUGGUUCCCAUGCUGGCGUGAGGUACUUUGAAUGCCAGAGAAAACACCCGACUGCUGGCUCCUUUGUGCGCCCCAAUCGUCCGUCUGAUCCGCCGCUGUCCUACGUCGAAGCCCUGAAGCAGAAAUACGCCUCCGAGCCCGUCGAAGACCCGAGCGUCUCCAACAUUGACAUUAUUGUAAUCGGGAAGGCACCCGAAAAUGUCCCGGUGAACUCAUCGGGCAAGGUCAUCAUGAUUAGCGGCAAGGAGGCUGAAGAGGUCGGCUUCGACAAGAUCCGGAAGAAGCUUGCGAACCUGAAGGAACUUCGCAUCGUGCUACUCGACAACAUGUGCAUGGAGAGGCCGUUCUCCAAGCUUUUGGGAGAAGCUGCCGAGAUCACCGUUGACAAGCUCACGGACGUCAAGGAUGCGUCUCCCAAGAUCCAGGAACUCGACCUCAGCCGGAACCUAUUCGAGGAAUGGAGGGAAGUUGCGUCGAUAUGCAUCCAGCUCGAGAACUUGAAGCGGCUGAGGGUAGAUGGCAACCGACUGAGAGACAUCCAACUCGACGGUUGUUUAUCGUCCGCUUUCGCUAAAGUCUCGACCCUGAGUCUCGAGGAUACCCUGCUUAGCUGGAAAGACGUGGCUAGCAUAUGCUCCGCAUUCCCUAGCUUGACUUCGUUAACCCUCACCAACAACGCCUUCGACAAGCUUGGACAGGCGUCUCUGCCAUCAACUAUAACUGAGCUCAUCCUGGAGAAGAAUUACUUCACUUCAUUGGAUGAUCUUCGGUGUUUGACAAAGCUGCCGAAUCUUCGAUCCUUCAGAUUGAAGAACAACUUGAUUACCGGGAUUCUCAGCCCCAAUCCAGCGGACGAUGAAGCACUGGUCUUCUCAAGCAGCGUCUCAGAGGUUGAUCUUGCGCAUAACUCCAUCGAUAGUUGGGGUUUCAUCGACGGCCUCUAUUCCGUCUUCCCGGGGCUCACGUCCCUUCGAAUCUCCAACAAUCCUCUUUACCACGGUCUACAUGCCGUUGACGGCAAGCCUUUGACGGCGGAUGAUGGCUACAUGCUGACUAUUGCGCGUCUGGGCGGUCUCAAAAUCAUGAACUUCAGCACGAUAUCUGCAAAGGAGCGUCUCAACGCCGAGACAUACUACCUUUCCCAAAUUGCUGCUGAGCUGGGCAACGCACCUGAGGGCCAGGAAUCCAGGGUUAUUGCUACACACCGACGAUAUUCUGAGCUUUGCGCCGAAUAUGGCGAGCCCACGAUUGUCCGUUUGGACGCCAAUGCGGUAAAACCCAAUUCUCUCGCCGCGCGACUGAUCAAUUUUACCUUCUAUCCCGGAGAAUCAUUGAAGGCGAAGCUCGAAUCCGACGGGAAAGCAGUCGAGGAGUUUAGCGUUGAGCUGCCUCGCAGCUUCACCGUGUACAGCAUGCUUGGAGUAGUCGGCAAACGCCUCGAGUUGCCCCCAUUGGAUCUGCGACUCUUCUGGGAGACGGGAGACUGGGUGCCGGCGGGCGAGGAGGGCGCAGUGGAAGUGGAAGAAUGGGACUCGAGCGACGAGGACGAGGGAAAGGCGGGAGAAGGGACGGUGGUUCGAGAGGUCGAAUGGGUUGCGGGGACGAAAAUGGUGGGGACGUGGGUCGAGGGAAUGGAGGCGCGAGUGCGGGUCGAAGUUUGA